AUGUUUGUUCAACAAACACAAACACAACCAGAAACGGUCGUUUCUGAUUCCGAACCGGAAUUCGUUACAGAAACUCAGCCCACUCGAGCAACAACUAAAAGAAAAGAGAAGGCGGAGGCUAGAUGUUGGGAACCUUUGGAAGCGUUAGUGUUGGCACAAUCUUGGAUCGAUAUUUCAGAAGAUGCUACGGUUGGAAAAGACCAAAAGCAUGACCGCUUUUGGAUUCGCGUUUUACACAGGUUCCAUAAAGGAAUAAACCGUGGAGAAUACUGUUCAAAACAUCAAGUGUACUCCAAACGGGGAAAGAAGAACAAGGAAGUCAUGUUGUUUAAUGACCUGUGGAACAACAUGAAACGUCAAUGGAAAAGUGGAGAAAGUGAUGAAGUCAUUUUGAAGAAAGCGUUGAAAGUGUAUCAAAAAGAAAAUCUGAAGGCUUUCAAGUUUCUUGAAGUUUGGAAUUUUUUGAAAGAUAACAGGAAAUGGUUGAGUAGCAAAACAUAUGACCAACAUAUCGACAGUGGGUCAAAACGCAACAGAACAUCUGAGUCCGACCAUACUGCAUCAGAUGCUCGUAUUCAGUUUGACCUGAACGAAGAUGAACCUGUUCCAAUUUCACCACCUUCCCGACCAUUGGGAAGAAACAAAUCAAAAAGCAAAGGCAAAGGAAAAACGUCGGAUUUAGAUGAUUUGAAAGACAGAAUUGACAAGAUUUUGAAGAAUGCUUUUGAAAGAGAGCUUCGGAAACAAAGGGAGAGCGACAUGCGAAUACUAGCGAUGGACACGUCGAAUAUGACCGGGGCCGAACUUGAAGUGGUUUUGGCGAUGAAGGAGGAAGUUAAAAACCGUUACAUCAAUCGUGGCUAA
Messenger RNA from Lactuca sativa (garden lettuce), 864 nucleotides. Its product is annotated as glutathione S-transferase T3-like. The record is from RefSeq and is a predicted model, not a curated record. NCBI's taxonomy places the organism in Eukaryota, Viridiplantae, Streptophyta, Magnoliopsida, Asterales, Asteraceae.